GCGCAGAUCUGCCUGCCGUCUCCCCUUUUCUGCCUGGAGAAUUAGGGCUUCCGGCCCGCACCCCACACCUCCGCGGUCCCGAGUGCGCGGAGCUGGGAGCGGCUUGGCCAUGGCCGCGAGGAGGGACUCCGUGUGGAAGUACUGCUGGGGAGUUUUGAUGGUUUUAUGCAGAAGUGCGAUUUCCAGAUCGAUAGUUUUAGAGCCCAUCUAUUGGAAUUCCUCGAACUCCAAAUUUCUACCUGGACAAGGACUGGUACUAUACCCACAGAUAGGAGACAAAUUGGAUAUUAUUUGCCCAAAAAUGGACUCUAAAACUAUUGGCCAGUAUGAAUAUUAUAAAGUUUAUAUGGUUGAUAAAGACCAAGCAGAAAGAUGCACUAUUAAAAAGGAAAAUACCCCUCUCCUCAACUGUGCCAGACCAGACCAAGAUGUAAAAUUCACUAUCAAGUUUCAAGAAUUCAGCCCUAACCUUUGGGGUCUAGAAUUUCAGAAGAACAAAGAUUAUUACAUUAUAUCUACAUCAAAUGGGUCUUUGGAGGGCCUGGAUAACCAGGAGGGAGGGGUGUGCCAGACAAGAGCCAUGAAGAUCCUCAUGAAAGUUGGACAAGAUGCGAGUUCUGCUGGGUCAACCAGGCAUAAUGAUCCAACAAGACGUACAGAACUAGAAGCUGGUACAAAUGGAAGAAGCUCAACAACAAGUCCCUUUGUCAAACCAAAUCCAGGUUCCAGCACCGACGGCAACAGCGCCGGGCAUUCCGGGAACAAUAUCCUCGGUUCCGAAGUGGCCUUAUUCGCGGGGAUUGCUUCAGGAUGCAUCAUCUUCAUCGUCAUCAUCAUCACGCUGGUGGUCCUGCUGCUCAAGUACCGGCGGAGGCACCGCAAGCACUCGCCGCAGCACACGGCCACGCUGUCGCUCAGCACGCUGGCCACCCCCAAGCGCGGCGGCAACAACAACGGCUCAGAGCCCAGUGACAUUAUCAUCCCUCUGAGGACUGCGGACAGUGUCUUCUGCCCCCACUACGAGAAGGUCAGCGGGGACUACGGGCACCCCGUGUACAUAGUCCAGGAGAUGCCCCCCCAGAGCCCCGCGAACAUUUACUACAAGGUCUGAGACGUGGCGGUGCCUUCGCUUUCCCGGAGC
Myotis brandtii (Brandt's bat) is the source of this 1141-nucleotide messenger RNA. RefSeq names its product ephrin-B2 (gene EFNB2). The transcript is spliced from 5 exons. Gene Ontology annotation, biological process: axon guidance; blood vessel morphogenesis; ephrin receptor signaling pathway. Gene Ontology annotation, cellular component: plasma membrane. Lineage: Eukaryota; Metazoa; Chordata; Mammalia; Chiroptera; Vespertilionidae. The record is from RefSeq and is a predicted model, not a curated record. The coding region runs from base 110 to 1111 and encodes 333 amino acids. Gene Ontology annotation, molecular function: ephrin receptor binding.